This is a messenger RNA of Somion occarium, 816 nucleotides long. The record is from the annotation of a GenBank genome assembly. Lineage: Eukaryota; Fungi; Basidiomycota; Agaricomycetes; Polyporales; Cerrenaceae.
ACGGAGGAUUUCCUCUUACUUCCAGGUCGCGAUCACUCCAAUUCAACUCUAACUCUGAUUUUCCACUUUCUACUAUACAGCCUUGACUGAGAAGUUCGAAUCUUACUGAUGGAAGAACCACAGGGCGAGAAAUCCAGUCAACCGCAAGAUGAUUGGGUACGGUUUAUUAGCUCGGACGGGUAUAGCUUUCUCGUCAAGCGCAAGGUAGCACUUGCGAGCCCUACCUUGCGCGGUAUGCUCGAUGUCAGCAGUACGUAAUUUCGCUGAGGCGGCCAUGAAUACUUGUAGACUGGAAGAAAGAGGCAUUGUAGUUGAGAAACUACUGGAGUACCUUGCGUAUAAAUCUACAUUUGAGAGCGCCCCGAAGAAAGAAGAUAUCCCAGACUUCAUGGAGCGUAUUGCCCCUGAGAUAGCACUGGAACUUUUGAUGGCAGCCGAUUAUUACGACUCUUGAUCCACGCGGUGUCCUUCAAGCUUGAGGUACCAGCCACAUCGGGUAUAUCUUGCAACCGUCUCUAUGAGGCAUGGUUGCAGAGUUGUUCCUGCCCCGGCAAUCUAUGCAUGGAUUAUCAUUACCACCCGUGGUGUUUCCCGGCUCAUUUCUGCAAUGACUGUCAUGCUCUAUGAUUGCAGAAAAAAUAUGAGCGUUUCCGAUAAGGAACAUGCCGUAAUGUCCUUGGUUUCCUGUUGACACCUGUGUAGUAUUUGGUACCCUUGGGUCUCGUUCGUUGGUCUCACGACCUCAUACUCUAGUGUACAUGUGCGACGUUGUACCUUCGUCACAUAAGCAAUAGAUAAUCCCAUCUUGUGAAAGGC